AUGGGGCUUCUCCCCGCCCCUAGGGGGGCGGAGAGGCCCAAGGCACCCCCGACUGCGGGCAAGAUCGCCAGGCAGUCCGGGGCUGCCCCCCAGAAAGGAGCGGGCAACGCGGCCGCAGUGGCCGCGAGGCCCGCUCCGACGCCGAAGGAGGCCACCCCGUCCAUACUAGAGCUAUGGACGGAGGUGGUCUCCAAAAAGACCAGAAAGAAGGCCGUCAAAGCCGCCGAGAGGGCGACGAAGACGGCCCCACCCCCGGUGGCGAGGCCGACAAGGGUCCUCCCGAUCCCGCCACCGAAACCCCCCCCAACAACUUUCUUCGAAGAAGAAGAAGAAAAAAAAGAGGAGGUCAGGGGCGUAGAAAACGGCACCAAGGCCGACGCCCUAGCCGAAGGGAUCAGGGAGGCCCUCGGAGUUAGAGACGAUGUGAAAGUAGCUCGACCGUGCAAGACGGUCGAGCUACGGUUGAGUGGCCUGGACAAUUCGGUCAUCUGGAUCCCAACUCCGCCCCCUGCUCCGGUCCCCAUGGUAGUAGUUGAGGAGGAAGCUCCUCUCCCGCAAAGGGAGAGGAGCAUAAGAACGGUGAACGCGGAAACCCGCGAAACCGAGAUGGAGGUGGAGGAGCCUCAGGGGACAACCGAAAAUGUCCCUUAG
Molecule: messenger RNA, 651 nt
Organism: Solenopsis invicta (red fire ant)
Lineage: Eukaryota; Metazoa; Arthropoda; Insecta; Hymenoptera; Formicidae
Product: PHD finger protein 23-like
Exons: 3
Coding region: 1-651 (216 amino acids)
Source: RefSeq, a predicted model, not a curated record